This is a messenger RNA of Colletotrichum siamense, 1404 nucleotides long. RefSeq lists its product as uncharacterized. Gene Ontology annotation, biological process: negative regulation of silent mating-type cassette heterochromatin formation; negative regulation of rDNA heterochromatin formation. NCBI's taxonomy places the organism in Eukaryota, Fungi, Ascomycota, Sordariomycetes, Glomerellales, Glomerellaceae. Gene Ontology annotation, cellular component: Rpd3L complex; cytosol. The transcript has 4 exons. The record is from RefSeq and is a predicted model, not a curated record. Bases 1 to 1404 code for a protein of 467 amino acids.
AUGGCGACACAACAGAUCCUGUUCGCCGAGACCGUGGCCGCUAUGAAAAAGGCCCUCAAACGCAAAGCUUACGAAUCCGACUCUGACGACGAGAUUGACCACUACGGGAACCGCGGCCACAAGCUUAAGAAGCGAGCCCUCUUCUCUCAUCAAGGCCAGCUGGUGCCUCCCACUGGCCCCGAAGUCUACAGCGAGGUGAUCGACUACGCUGGGCAGCAGCGUACAAUAAUCAGUCGCAAUCCCCCGAUUGUCGACGACGAGGGCUACGAGAUUGACAGCGACGACGACGAGGAGCGCAUUCAAGAAGCUGUCGCUUCCGCCACAGAACUCGACCCCUAUGCCAAUAUUCGCAUCGAACAGAUUCUCGCCCCAUUGACCGCGUCGACCGACCUCCCGACCCAUCCCACCCUCUCGAAACCAUUCACCGCCAAGACCCUGAACGAGAUUACCGACCAGGGCUGCGAAGUACGGCGCAAGGAGAACAGGUCGCUUUGGAAGGUCAAGCACCUCUACACAAGACUAUGCGGCGACUUCACCUGGGUGCCGUGUGGCAUGAUGGUGGCGCCGGACGAUGUGGAGCUCUACUCGUCCGAAUACCUGGAGCGCGAGUAUUUGCGCGGCAUGAAAGUCCUUCCCGAAAAGUCAGAGGUCUCACCAGCGACACUGAACGGCGACGCGAUCCCCGGACAAGCGCCGAACGGCACAAAUGGGGAGCCCUCGGGCGACAAAGACAGCGGGGACGGGGACGUCACAAUGACUGACGCCGCGUCAGACAAGCCGGAAGGCCGCAAACCACUGCCGGACAAAUCCGCAAAGGAUGGUGCCAAAGCGGAGGGCGACACAUCGAAGCCUACCAACGGGGAAUCAUCAACCCCUGCAAAAGAGGGAGAGGAGGCCACUGUCGACAAGAAGCAGAAGCAAAAGGCUACCGACGUAGAGAUGCGAAACGCAAGCGCAGCUCCUCCAUCUCCCCACGGCACAGAUCAGGCCGGCCGCAACGGCACAACUGCGCCGUCAAUAUUGUCAGACCAGAUGGAAGAAACCUUUGUUCACCCAUUCUUCCGGCCGCCUCCCAACGUCCGUCCAGACCGAGAUGUGGGUCUACCGGACCCCGAAGCCGAGGAUAUCCGCCGGUUGCUCGCGCUGUACGUGCAGAAGCAGGAGGAAAUCUGCCGUGGAACGACAAAGCUUCACGAAGGCCUUCUCAAGGCCAAUCGCCUGCGCAAAACGGUGCUGGCAUGGUCCAAGGCGGAGGCGCACAGCGGGCCGAACAGGGACAUGUCGGACGGCGAGGACUGGUACGACAAGGAGGAAUGGGGCUUGACCGAAGACCUCAAGAAGGGCCAGGACGACGAAGAGGAAGACACGGGCACAGUGGCCAAGAAGACUAGGAAUCGCAGGUGA